Molecule: messenger RNA, 1341 nt
Organism: Radiomyces spectabilis
Lineage: Eukaryota; Fungi; Mucoromycota; Mucoromycetes; Mucorales; Radiomycetaceae
Exons: 2
Coding region: 1-1341 (446 amino acids)
Source: RefSeq, a predicted model, not a curated record
AUGUCUACCAACAAACUCACCGUCGGACAAGAAGCCCAUGAGCUUAGUGCUCAGACCACUGGUUUUACCACCGAUCAAGAUAUUGCUAUGGAUCCAAUCGAGGAUUCAGUUGAUACUGAGGUGGACCACGACAAACUUCAGGACGAACUCCAGGAGUCUCUCUUGAAACAUAAGAAGAAUGCUGCACACAGGGUUUUUCAGCUCUUGGCAGAUUCCAAUCACAGCGAGCAGGAACUUAUCAGUGCCCAAUAUGACAUGGAUAAAGCCAACACUGCAUGGGAAGCCUUCCUCAGGGCGAAGCAAGCGACAUGGUACACUCUGGACGUCAUUCCUGCCACACAGGUCAAACGAAAUAUCUCUGCAUUGGUCCCCAAGGAUCUGCCUUCCUUCCAGGUCAAAGGGGGACCCAUCCGCGACUCCAACAAGAAGGUCCAUGAUUCUGUCAAGGCCUUUAUAAGCGCUUUCGAGAUCCAACUUCGGGCAUACAACUUGAUACCCCUGGAUGAACACUGGGAACGCCUCUUUGGACUCACCUGCGAUGAUUCGCAAAGACAAUGGUUUUCACGCACCCUGGCUGACAAAGGGUAUACCUGGGAACAAGCAACGGCUCGGGUAGAACGUGAAUUUGGCAAUCCGUUCUACAUCUGGCGCAAGAAAGAUGAACACCGCCACAUGGCCCAAAAGCCCAACGAAUCCAUCCGUCUUUUCCUUACCCGCUACCAAGAGGUCUCUCUCGAGGCCAAUCUCCAACAAAAUUCCGAGCUGGUAUACAACUUCGUGUGCUCUUUGCAACCGCACAUCAAGCAGAAGGCUUGGUCGACACUGACGAACCAUUAUGGUUUAACUCUCACUGCGGACCUGCACCAAGCGGCACAGUUGAUCAUGGCUGCCUGCGGAGAAGGAAAUACCGACUCGUAUCACAUCGGUGAACCUUGGAACAAUGGCAAGCGCCGUUACACCAAUGAAGACGCUGUGGAACAUAAGCGCCAAAAGCGAAGCUACGACCGCCACGGCAAUUGCCCCAUGCACCCCAAAGGCUCGCAUGCCAAGGAAGAAUGUCACCUUUGGAAGAAGAUCAUCCAAGAAGCAGCUGCACUAUCCAGAAGCUCACAGGUUGUUCAACCUACGAGUGGAAACUUGUGCCGGUAUUGCAAGAAGGCUGAGUACACCCGGGACCAUAGGUGCCAAGAAUACCGGGAUGCCAAGAGUAAGAAGUUCGUAGCCAACAGGGCAGCCAAGACUUUGAGUCUGGUUGACCCAGACACCGAGAUGCUUCCAGUCAACCUGGAAAAACUAGAUCUUCAGACACAAGUUAGCCCUGGUGGACACUGGAGCGAAUAG